Tarenaya hassleriana is the source of this 740-nucleotide messenger RNA. RefSeq names its product protein BROTHER of FT and TFL 1. Bases 41 to 568 code for a protein of 175 amino acids. The transcript is spliced from 4 exons. Gene Ontology annotation, biological process: flower development; vegetative to reproductive phase transition of meristem. The record is from RefSeq and is a predicted model, not a curated record. Lineage: Eukaryota; Viridiplantae; Streptophyta; Magnoliopsida; Brassicales; Cleomaceae.
GAAAACAACAAAAGGGCUCUUUGAGUUGGCGUGGUGGGGAAUGUCGAGGGAAAUAGAGCCGCUUGUAGUAGGGAGAGUGGUUGGAGAUGUAAUAGAGAGGUUCAAUCCAAGCGUGACGAUGAGAGUCACUUAUAACCUCGACAAGCAAGUCGCCAAUGGCCACGAGCUCAUGCCUUCUUCUUUUAUCUAUAAGCCUCGCGUCGAGAUUGGCGGUGACGAUAUGCGAUCUUUUUAUACCUUAAUAAUGGUAGACCCCGAUGCUCCGAGCCCUAGUGAUCCAUAUCUACGAGAAUACCUGCAUUGGAUGGUGACAGAUAUUCCAGGGACAACAGACGCUUCUUUCGGGAAAGAGAUAGUGAGCUAUGAGACACCGAAGCCGGUGGUGGGGAUACAUAGGUAUGUGUUCGUAUUGUUCAGACAGAUGAGAGGAAGACAGACAGUGAAGCUGCCGCCGCCUUCGAGGCAGUGUUUCAACACACGUGGCUUCUGUGCUUACUUCGGUCUCGGCCUUCCCGUUGCGGCUGUCUACUUCAACGCUCAGAGGGAAACUGCCCCUCGUCGUAGAUAGUUUGGCUUGUCUACCUAUAUCAAAAAUAUUAUUCUUGUCUCUUAAAUACACGAAUCAUCAUCGUUAUCGAUCUAUCUAUCUGUAUUUUCUAUAUAUGUCUAGGUAAGAAUGAUAUGGAAGUAUCUAUUUGAGUGAUUACGUAUUGAUUUCCAUAGCCGAAAAUAUACGCAUA